Molecule: messenger RNA, 2343 nt
Organism: Symbiodinium sp. CCMP2456
Lineage: Eukaryota; Dinophyceae; Suessiales; Symbiodiniaceae
Source: the annotation of a GenBank genome assembly
AUGCAGGGCUUGGUGCGCAGCCUGGUUUGCUCAGAGCUUCCCGACCUCGCGGAGCAGGAUGCGAAUGCGCUCUUCCUCCGCAUCUUCCAGCAACUGAGCUCGGCACCUGGGGGAGGUGCCGCUGAGGAUGCGGCUGUUGAAGAGCUGAUUGCACAGCACUUGCGGGGUCUCAGGAAGAGUGACCGUGGACUCGACAGGCAUCUGCGGUUCCAAGGCUUGAAAAACCGCCUACCGAGUGAGAGCCGCGGCAAACGGUCUUCCGUGUUGGCACUGCUCUUCCUGCUUCGUGGGGAUCCUUAUGCAGGUGAGACGCGGAGUCCUCAGUACUUCACGCAUCGGCGCUCCGAGCCGAAAGGGAGUGGCGCUUCAAAAGCAUCCGAUCCGGCAGUCCCCACGGUUUACAUGGGCUGGCAGCUCUCUGCAGGAGCCGGGGGACCUCCCACAGAGCUGCCAGAGGCGAAGCUGGUGAGGGAUCUACUCUUUGCCUUACAGGGUGUCAGCAGCGACUGCUUCAAGCUCAACGGGUCCUUCGAAGUGGACCCUGCAGUGAUCCUAUCGAGGCCAGCUUGGGUGGUCUCCCAGAAGGUGCUGGAGUUGGCAACGCUACAUGCGCGGCUCAGCAAUCAGGCUUCCGCAGAGGGGCUUUUGCAGCAGGCACUUUGCGAAGCGCUGCGGCAGCAGCUCCAGGACUACUAUGAGAUGCUGGCUCUGCUGAUGUCUCGAAAGCUCACCUUACGCUCCCUUUGGUCUUGGCUCCUGGCUCCGCGCGCCCGCCUGGGUUUCCUGGCCACUCUCUCGGAGGCCACGCGCGAGGGCGUUUUCGGCGGAGCCGUGGCCUCCACCGUCGUCGCUUUCGCGCAGUCGGGAGAUCUUGAGGUGCAGAAGGCAGCAACAAGGAUCCUGGCUUCGGUAGUGCGGCCACUGCUCGCCAUGAUCCGAGCUUGGAUGACAGAAGGGGAGUUGCAGGACCCCUUCGGGGAGUUCUUCGUAGUGGCAGCCUCGGUACCUCUCCAAGACCUUUGGACACGCAUGUACAGAUUGGAGCUGGAGAUGGUGCCCAGUUUUCUGUCACUCGACUUGGCCCGGAAGAUCCUCCUCACCGGUAAAUCCGUCAACUUCAUCCGCCUUUGCUGUCCGGGUCAGGUGUGGUCCAGUAAAGGCAACGAAGCCACGAGGGAAUUCGAUCUGACAGAGAUCCGGGAGCCCCAAGAAGGCCAGGAGGGCCCUGCUUCCGGCCUCUUGCGGGGUCUCGCGGAGCGCGUGGAGAGCGCUGCGCAGCGGACGAAUGAACAUCUCGUUAGACUGCUGAUGGACAAGUAUGCCUUGGGCGAGCAUGCUCUUGCCUUGAGACGCUUUCUCCUCCUGGGGCAGGGAGAUUUCGUUGAAAGCCUCAUGGAUGCGCUGCAGGAGGAGCUGAAUGCGGAAGCGGACACGAUCCACCGCCACCAUUUGAUGGGCGUCCUGGACAUGGCUUUGCGACAGUCCAAUGCGCAGUUCUGCCCAGCAGAUGUCCUGGCACGCCUGGGUGUGAAGCUCCUCAGCCCCUCAGCCGGCGAGCGGGGUUGGGACAUCUUCUUGCUGGACUACAGCAUCGAUGCACCACUACAUGUGGUCUUUACGCCUCUAGCGAUGCAGAAGUACGAGCGCACCUUUGCUUUCCUGUGGAAGCUCAGGCGCGUGUCACAUGCUUUGGCAGCCAGUUGGAGCCAACACAUGACCCUGCAACGACACUUGUCCUUUCUAGGGAAGGCAGGAGCCGCACCGGCGACGGCCUUCUCGGUGUUGCACAGGUUUUCAUGCCUCCGCCACCAGCUCCAGCACUUCGUGCAGAACAUUCAGUCCUAUGUGAUGUUCGAAGUCCUGGACACAUCUUGGGCUAAGCUGCAAGCAGGAUGGCGCAGCUGCACAGAUCUGGACGAAGUGAUCUCGCAGCACGAUCGCUACCUUGUCAGUAUUGAGGAAGGUGCCUUUUUGGCACAAGGUUGCGAGUCGGUCCUGUCCGGAAUCACGGCCCUUCUUGCCUUGGCCUUAGACUUCUGCCACCUGCACGACCAGGCCUGUGCUGCCUCCUUCGAAGCAGCAGAAGCCAUGGAGGAGGCGGAGGAGGAGGAUGUGGGCAGCGUGUUCCAGGUCCUUCGCAGCCAGCCCUUUGCGCGGUCCUUGGCCGAGUGUCGAGCGCAACUGGAUGGCGUGGCUUCCUCCUUUAGCAUGAAGCUUCAGCAGCUAUUGCAGUCGCUGGAGGAGCAACCUGAGCUGCGGGUGCUUGACUUCAGUUUUCUGUGCUGCCGCUUGGAUUUCAAUGGCUACUACGAGAGGCAGGCGGAUUCACCCGCAGGUCCGUGA